This is a messenger RNA of Actinia tenebrosa (Australian red waratah sea anemone), 700 nucleotides long. RefSeq lists its product as uncharacterized. The record is from RefSeq and is a predicted model, not a curated record. Lineage: Eukaryota; Metazoa; Cnidaria; Anthozoa; Actiniaria; Actiniidae.
CCUUGUAGGUUUUUGGUUUUAGUUGGCAUUUUAAAUGUAUGUAUGAAAGAAGAUCAUACCUGAAACUGGGUUACGAUAUGCUUUCAAACACGUUUUUUCAAGUAGUAAUGCUCAUAGCAAUUACGAUUAGCCAAGCUAGCUCUGAAACCCUAAGGAGAGAAAAAGGAGAAGAUGCAGUCUUCAUGUUUAACACCAAUACAAGUAUACUAGACGUGUCAUGGGGAAUACGAGAUGGUAACACUAGUCGUUUUAAACUAGUGCUGAUAGCAAAAGACACUUCUUCUGAAAAGUUAACGCCUAAUGCUGAUUACGCAGAAAGAGUUAGUUUUGUUGGUAAUUUGACAAAGGGUCAGGCUUGGUUCAAGAUCACAAACCUGAACAUCCAUGACACCAAUCAGUACAUGGCAGAGAUCGUUGCAAAAGGAACACCCUCGGGACAGUACGACUACAUAUUUAUAACACUGAUUGUCACAAAACGAGGUAGUUUAUUAGUAUAGGCCUGCAGAAGCUUAUAUUCACCAACAUAAUUUGUCACCAAACAUGCCAAAUUACUUAUUCCUAACAUUUUCAUCACUCGUUUCUUUAUUUAUUUAAUUCCAGGGUUCCCAGGGGUCAGGGAAAAGUCAGGGAAUUUUGUUUAAAGUUAACCAUGAGUAUCUGUCUGAUACUUUUACUGUUUGCAAUUUUUGAAUAAACUGAC